CCCGGCGGUGAUAAAUGAUAGAGGAUACGAUGACUCUGCUGUCUCUGCUGGGUCGCAUCAUGCGCUACUUCUUGCUGAGACCCGAGACGCUGUUCCUGCUGUGCGUCAGCCUGGCCCUGUGGAGCUACUUCUUCCACACGGACGAGGUGAAGACCAUCGUCAAGUCCAGCCGCGACGCCGUCAAGAUGGUGAAGGGCAAGGUGGCCGAGAUCAUGCAGAACGACCGCCUGGGCGGGCUCGACGUGCUGGAGGCCGAGUUCUCCAAGACCUGGGAGUUUAAGAGUCACAACGUGGCCGUCUACUCCAUCCAGGGCCGGAGGGACCACAUGGAGGACCGCUUCCAGGUUCUCACGGACCUGGCCAACAAGACGCACCCGUCCAUCUUCGGGAUCUUCGACGGGCACGGAGGCGAGACGGCAGCUGAAUAUGUAAAAUCUCGACUUCCGGAAGCCCUCAAACAACAUCUUCAGGACUACGAGAAAGACAAGGAGAACAGUGUGCUGUCUUACCAGACCAUUCUUGAACAGCAGAUUCUGUCAAUUGACCGGGAAAUGCUAGAAAAACUGACUGUAUCCUACGAUGAAGCAGGCACGACGUGUUUGAUUGCUCUACUGUCAGACAAAGACCUCACCGUGGCCAAUGUGGGUGACUCGAGAGGAGUCCUGUGUGACAAAGAUGGCAAUGCCAUUCCUUUGUCUCAUGACCACAAGCCUUACCAACUGAAGGAAAGAAAGAGGAUCAAGAGAGCUGGUGGUUUCAUCAGUUUCAAUGGCUCCUGGAGGGUCCAGGGAAUCCUGGCCAUGUCUCGAUCCCUGGGAGAUUAUCCACUGAAAAAUCUCAAUGUGGUCAUCCCAGACCCAGACAUCCUGACCUUUGACCUGGACAAGCUCCAGCCCGAGUUUAUGAUCUUGGCGUCCGAUGGCCUGUGGGAUGCUUUCAGCAACGAGGAAGCCGUUCGAUUCAUCAAGGAGCGCUUGGAUGAACCUCACUUUGGAGCAAAGAGCAUCGUUUUACAGUCGUUUUAUCGAGGCUGUCCUGACAAUAUUACAGUCAUGGUGGUGAAGUUCAGGAAUAGCAGCAAAACCGAAGAGCAGUGAAGCCCUUCAGGGUCUCCGCUGCCUCGGACUGAAGGACUCUGAACACACUGCUCUCUCUAAUGUCGUGAAAGGUGUGGGAAUUGUAAUUAGGAUCACCUGUCCCAAACUCAGAGCGUCCCUUCCCUCCCUGGUGGUCUUAGGUUGAUAAUGGAGAGGUGAACAGAGGGGCCCCUGGCCAAGGUAGUUGAGAGGCUGGAAAACGGUUUCUUCAUGCUUUCCCAACUCUCUCAUCUGUGUCAGAAUAUUGUACUAGGUAGCUGUAGAUGCACACACACAGGACGGCAGGUGUGUCUCACAUCACUUUGUUUCAGAUUCUUUUCCGGAUCCCCAUCGCAGUCGUGCAGGCUCUGGCCUUUGAGGCUGCUCUGCGUCCAGGGCAGAGCAGGCCUCCCCGCUGCAGGAGACAGGCCCUGGGCCGCCUGGCGAGUCGGCAGCCCGAGUGCCAGUGCCCUCUCGCUAAGGACAGAGAUGCUUUGUCCUCUGGAGUCGGGCUGCCCCAAGGCAGAUGUGGAAUGGAUUCUUGGUCACUUGCUCUUGGAGACUGAAGGCAGUGGAGAGGACUGGACAGCUCAUGGCAUCACCUGUACAGCAGGAAUGGCCCCUCCGCCACCCCCCCCCCCUAGUUGAUGACUAGGCACACUCUGAGCCCGCCCUGGUGUAGUUCUCUCCAUUGCGGGUGCCUGAGUCUCUGGCUUACACCAGACCCUCUGUGACAGACAGUUGUUGACUUGGCCACCAAACCCCAGGAUUUGCCCUCUUAGCAACACAAUACAAGGGGACGUGAACAAAGCAAGCCACAGUGUCAGGUUCCUUCCAUUUUUAAGGGUGAGUUAGGGGAGAGAAACUUCCAGUGCCCCUGCGAAUGUCUGUGUGUGAACUGGAAGAGGAAGGUGAGAGCUGGAGAGACCGUCACCCAGGUGAGCUCUGGCUGCUGCUUCCGGUGCCACUUCCUUCCCCAGGGUACUGGCUUGCAAGCCGAGAUUGGAGAAGUGGCAGCCUGGAAAUGUGUGCGUGUCCCUUGAAGCUCACUUCCCAGCCACCAUUUGCACACUUGAGACUGUGGGAAACUCCUUGGACAUGCUUCUCCUCUCUACUGUGGAAAGAUCCUUCCCAUUUGGUGGCAAAUCUCUAUCCAUACCAGCUAGCCGGCCUUCCCUAGACGAACACGAAUCGCCUCAUGUCAUCUGGACAGAAGACAGCCUAGGACCUUCAAAGCUGGUUGCCACUUCAAGGAAGACUCCCUAUUGAGAAUGAUUUGGAGGCCUGUCACCAAAGUCAUAAUUUUCGCCUAGCCUUAGUAUUUUAUGUUAACUUCCUGUGUCCCCCUCUGUCCUUUCAGCUGCAUAGCUCCCCAACAGGAAAGAUCUGUGAAGAAGAAAGAUGAACUCGGGCUGCUGAGAGCUGCCCUUCUGCCUUGACUCUUCCAAGGACUUAACCUUCUUCUUUUGACUGCACUGAGGAUUAGUAAUGAUUUCCCAAGAAAUUUUGCUUACUUUUUAUAUAUCUAUAUACAUACAUGUACUGUAUUUUCCAAUCUUAGAAUUAGAAUCUUGGUUAUUGCUUUUUAACUGUAGAAGGUUUUAGUACCAAAUAUCUGCCACCAUGGUAGGCCUAAGCAUUUGCCUGUAGAAGGGCACUGAACGCGUGGAUGUGUGUUCAGGUGGGGCGGGGAGGGGGGGGUGUGGACCGAGGUGUGGGUGCUGGGCUUUCCAGCCAGGGGGCUGCUGGCUGAGGAUUAGUCAACGCAGCCCAUUCUCUAGCAGAAGCUCCAGCAUUUUAUCAUCCACAACCACCUCUCCUUCCUUAUUUAUCUUGUUUUGUGUGUGCUGGUACUGGGACUUGAACUCGGUGUGGACACUGUAUCUUAGCUUUUCGGCUCAAGCCUAGUGCUCUACCACAACCCCACGUUUUGGUGGUUAAUUGAAGAUGAGAGUCACAGACUUUCCUGCUGGAGUUGUCUUCAACUUGCAUCCUCAGAUCUCUGUCCCAAGUAGGUAGGAGGACAGGUCUGAACCACCAGCACCCAGUUCCUUCCUUAUUUAUUUAUUUUUUUUUGGCGUAACAAUAAUGCAUAAUAACAAGGAAAAGACAUUUUAAAAUUCUACAUUCAUUUUAGGUCUAGAAUCGAAAUAAUAAUAUUUUGGUGAAGAUGAAAGAAAGGCUAUCCAACUAGUAAAUUCGUGUUUAAUACCACAGGAAAUUUCUGAUCAGAUCGUGCUGGUGCAUUGGUUAUAACUUUCUAAUUGAGGUUCACACCCGAUCUUUGAAUUUUUGUUUGGGAGCCUAGUUUGUUUCUGAUUUUUAGCCAAAUGUGUGUCUAUCUCAUACUCCUUUUCUCUGUUUCCCCCCCGCCACUAUGACUCGUAGAUUUUUUAAGGAUAGAAAUUUUAAGCAAAAUAGUGGCAGCGUGAUGCACAGUUAAGUGUCAAAUCAGAUAUUCUGUUCUCUUCCUGAGAGUCCUCCUGGAGCCCCUCUGUCCCUGAGCGCCCUUGUCCCGCUGGGGGGCGGGGGGGGGGCUGCCCGGGGUGCUCUGGCUGCUCCCCGUCCCGAGAGGCUCCGGAAGGUGGCCUAGCCGAGAGGAAAAUGACAAGUGUGCCGAUGAAGCUUUCCUGACCAGCACUGCCAAAGCUUUGGAAUGCCCGCCCGAGGCUGCCGGACCCCUUAGCUAGCCUGAGUUCCCAUUGCCAAUCGCCCCCAUGGUGCCAAAUUUCAGGAUGGAUCGAUAAAAAUAGUCUUCCAGAAGUGAAGCUGAGAACGGCCAUGUCCCAGGAGCCCCCAGCAAGGAAGAUGCCAGCACAGGGGUCUGCACCCGCUCACUGGCACUUACACCCCUCAAAUGGGGACAGGGGAGUUGGGGGGAGGGGGGAUCUUUUUAAAUAACUCGCUGCAUAUGUAGUUCUUUAAUCAUAGAGAUAAAAUCUGUACUUAAAUAGGAAAUUCUUAAAGCUUGUUUCCAACACCUGCAUUUUUUAUAUGUGAAGAACUUGCUCGAGGCAUUGGACUUUGAGUCUGUUCAAACACAGCAUGACUGUUCGCAUAUGUAGUCAUUACUGGCGGUCAGUGGCCACUCUGAUCCUUGCUGUGGAGUCAGUGUUGGCCUCUUGGCCCUGUGUAUCAGGAGUAAAGUGUUACAGUAAAGCACAUUCUCGAGAGAGAUGGCUGAAAUCACCCAAUUCCACCUAAGGGUGAUGGUUUUGACAUUUUGCACAGUGGCAAGCAAGGUCCCACAACCGUGGAAGCUUCAUUCCGUCUUCAUCAGAGUGACUCUAGGAAAUAGAUUCCACAACGAGAGUGCUGACUCUGGGAGAAGGGCGAGGGCUGGAAGUGUGGGGGGGACUCAUAAGGGGAGUGAUUUCAUUUACUUUGCCAAGAAGACCUGGUUGGGUUUUUUUUCCCCGAUUUUUUUUUCUCCUUGAAUGGCUGGCAGAUCUAACUUUCUGGUUUGUACUGUACAUGGAAACUAUAGGAAUGCAUUCUCUGUUGAAAACUUUUAUUUUCCAAUGAUUUUUUUCCUCCCUUUGACCUGUUAUAGGAAUAAUCUUUCCUGAAUAGCUUUCCCCCAAAUUGCCUUGGAUUGUCACAGCAUUCCUGAUGCAGCCUGGGAAAAAUGACGUCAUACAGGACCUGUGGAACCAUUCCUGCAUUAAAAUAAAUGCCCUCAACGCUG
Molecule: messenger RNA, 4764 nt
Organism: Perognathus longimembris pacificus (Pacific pocket mouse)
Lineage: Eukaryota; Metazoa; Chordata; Mammalia; Rodentia; Heteromyidae
Gene: Ppm1l
Product: protein phosphatase, Mg2+/Mn2+ dependent 1L
Exons: 4
Coding region: 15-1097 (360 amino acids)
Biological process (GO): protein dephosphorylation
Molecular function (GO): cation binding; protein serine/threonine phosphatase activity
Source: RefSeq, a predicted model, not a curated record